This is a messenger RNA of Zygotorulaspora mrakii, 1218 nucleotides long. RefSeq names its product [Histone H3]-lysine-36 demethylase (gene JHD1). Gene Ontology annotation, molecular function: transcription coregulator activity; histone demethylase activity. Gene Ontology annotation, biological process: regulation of transcription by RNA polymerase II; protein demethylation. NCBI's taxonomy places the organism in Eukaryota, Fungi, Ascomycota, Saccharomycetes, Saccharomycetales, Saccharomycetaceae. The record is from RefSeq and is a predicted model, not a curated record. Bases 1 to 1218 code for a protein of 405 amino acids. The transcript has a single exon.
AUGAGCAAAAGAGACUUCUCCCCCAGUCAUCAAGUGGCUGGAGAACCUAUUGCCAAGAAACGAUCCGGCUUGAGGAACAAACAGCCGAUUGAUUAUAUUGCACUGAAUGAAGGCGAUGACAAAAAACUGAAGCAUGUUCACCCCCAUACGGAAGCAUUCUUGGCAUGUUUUGAAAGAUAUGAGAAUACUAAAAGUGUCCUGGACUCCAAAAGUUUCAAUCAGAAUUUUGCAUCGGUUGAUAAACCAAUCAAGAUACUAGAUCCUGAGAAUUCCGGGAUGGUGAUACCCAGUCCUAAAGAUCUUGGAUUUUCUGAUCAUGACAGAAGUCUAACUGUAGAUGAUAUUACAAAGGCACUUGGCGAAGACUAUCCGGUGGACGUCAUGGACAUUCAAACCCAGCAAAAUGAGAGAUGGUCCAUGUCGCAAUGGAAUGACUAUUUCAGCAAGACUACACCCGAAGAGAGGGACCGUGUACGAAAUGUCAUAUCACUGGAGGUUUCGCAUGUCAAUCGCUUAAAAAUCGAAAGGCCAAAAGGUGUUGAAGAAAACGAUCUUGUUAAUAUACUUUGGGAUUUUGUGGGAAUUGAGGAUACCAAACCAAAAGUGACGCGCUACAUACUGAUGUCGGCAGCAAAUUCAUACACUGAUUUUCAUUUGGAUUUUGCUGGUACAUCGGUUUACUACAAUUUAAUUUCGGGAAAUAAAAAGUUCAUACUGUUUCCACCGACGGAGAGUAAUUUGCAAAAAUAUUCAAGUUGGUGUACCGAUCCCAAUCAGAAUAUAAUAUUCUUAGGUGAUAUUUUAACGGAUGGUACAGCGAUGGAAUUGAAUGGAGGUGAUCUCUUUAUGAUUCCCUCCGGUUUUAUCCAUGCUGUAUAUACUCCCCAAGAUUCUUUGAUAAUAGGUGGGAAUUUUCUAACCGUACGGAACGUAGACACCCAAUUAGAUGUUGUUGCUGUAGAGAGACUUACUAAGGUGCCGAAACGGUUUACUUUUCCCCAUUUCGACUUGGUUAUGGGUAAAUGUUGUGAAUGGGUCCUUUCUCGUUCAACCGAUAAAAAUGUAAAACUCGAAAAGAUGACGCCAGCGAUAAUGAAAAAAUCAAUGGAGGCUCUGAUACGGUACAUGGAGAAGCCACAAAUAAAGUACAAACCUGUUAAUUACUCGUCAAAGAGAAUACUGAUUAAAGAACUAAAGCUAUAUCUAGAUAAGUGGUAA